Melampsora larici-populina 98AG31 is the source of this 2901-nucleotide messenger RNA. RefSeq lists its product as uncharacterized. Gene Ontology annotation, molecular function: RNA helicase activity; ATP binding; RNA binding. NCBI's taxonomy places the organism in Eukaryota, Fungi, Basidiomycota, Pucciniomycetes, Pucciniales, Melampsoraceae. The transcript is spliced from 4 exons. The coding region runs from base 1 to 2901 and encodes 966 amino acids. The record is from RefSeq and is a predicted model, not a curated record. Gene Ontology annotation, cellular component: nucleus.
AUGCCACCCAUUCGACCAACUCACUCAGACACAGAGGAUGAUAAUGAUUCAGUAGAAUAUGAAUUUGAUCAAUCUGACUUUGAAGAUGACGAUGAUGACUAUCAACUCGAUAUCACUGAAUCUCUAGCCAAUCCAAGUUCAUCGACAAACAAACCAACAAAAGCUCAAAAAACAGACCCCAAACGAAGACAUAAACAACAAGAUGAAGAAGAAGACGAAGAAGAUGAUGAUGACGAAGCUUUCAUUCGUGCAUCAGCUCAAAAAGCUAAUUUCAAAGCUGGUGCAAUCGCUCUAAAAUCACGUCAUCAAAAAAAUCAAAAAUCCAAUACUUUAACUGGAGGUGGUUCAUUUCAAUCUUUAGGACUUCAUCCUGCUUUACUUCGAGCGAUCUUGCUUCGUGGAUUCACCACUCCAACUCCAAUUCAACGAGCAGUCUUACCUCAUAUCUUAGCUUCACCUGCUCGUGAUGUAGUAGGAAUGGCUCGGACUGGUAGUGGAAAGACUUUGGCUUAUUUGAUCCCUCUGAUUCAUAAAUUAGGUGGUAGACAUAAUGUUUUGUUUGGUGUGAGAGCUUUGGUGAUGGUGCCGACUAGAGAAUUAGCAGUACAAGUUUUAAAAGUAGGUAAAGAUCUGGCCAAGGGAUUCGUUCAAGGUGGUGGAACUCAAACUGGUAAUGAAGAAGAAGGUGGUGGUAAAGGUGAAGGUUUGAGAUGGGGAUUGAUUGUAGGAGGUGAUUCUUUGGAAGAACAGUUUGCUAUGUUUGCCAGUAAUCCAGAUGUGAUUAUUGCUACACCCGGUCGAUUACUCCAUUUGGCGGUGGAAAUGAAUUUGGAUUUAAAAUCAGUUCAAUAUAUCGUCUUUGAUGAAGCAGAUCGACUAUUUGAAAUGGGAUUCGAAACUCAAUUACACGAAACUCUAUCUCGAUUACCACACAGUAGACAAACAUUACUUUUCUCAGCUACUCUACCUAAAACUUUGGUCGAAUUCGCUAAAGCUGGUUUACAAAAUCCCAAAUUAGUUCGUUUAGAUAGUGAAUCUAAAAUCAGUUCUGAUUUACAAAUGGGUUUCUUGAGUAUCAAACCUAAUGAGAAAGAUGCAGGUUUAUUAGUCAUUCUUGCUGACGUGAUUGGUGUACCUAAAUCAGAUGGUACAGAGAUUGAAGUUGAAGAUUAUGAGGAUCAUGAUACUCCUUAUAACCGUCGGCAACAAUUACAAGCCAAGCGAUUUGACAAGAAAUCAUCCAAAGGAAAAUUCAAUCCGAAUCCAGAAUUAGCACCUCAUCAAACGAUUGUCUUUGCAGCUACUAAGCACCAUGUCGAAUAUCUCACCGGAUUAUUGGUUUCAGCUGGUUAUAGAGUCUCACAUAUCUAUGGUGCACUCGAUCAAGCUGCUCGUCGGAAUCAGUUGAACGCUUUCCGUGCCGGUCGAACUAAUAUCUUGGUGGUCACUGAUCUCGCCGCACGUGGUAUUGAUAUUCCUAUUCUCGAAAACGUCAUCAAUUACGAUUUCCCUAGUUCGGCUCGUGCAUUUGUUCAUCGAGUUGGAAGAACUGCAAGAGCAGGUCGAAAGGGAUGGGCUUACUCCUUAGUCACACAAACUGAAUUACCAUAUUUAAUGGACUUGCAACUCUUUUUAUCAAGACCACUUCUGACUUGUCCACUUCACCCUGAGGUCUCCCAAAAUCCUGAUUUCUCAGCCAAUUUGGUCUUAGGCACUUUACCAAGGGAAAGAUUAGAUUCGGAAGCAGAAUAUGUACGAGAGACACUUGUAGGACCUAAUUCAUCACUCGUAGCACUUACUGAAGUAGUCAGACGAGCUCAAAAGAUGUAUAUCAGAAGUCAAAGUACCGCAAGUGCAGAAAGUUAUCGUCGAUCAAAAGCUCUCGUUUUGGCAGGCGAGGGAUUAACCGGCACGAGCAAGGAGGAAGCCGCGACUCAUCCAAUCUUCGGUGCUCCUUCGCCUGAGACUGUGGCUGCACUCACUUCCAAACGAAAGGGACCGUCAAGAGACGAACUAUUAGCCAAAGUCAACAAAUUCACUCCGACUGAGACUGUGUUUGAGAUUGGAACACGUGGAAAGAGUCCAGCAGCUCAACUGAUGCGAGAUAGAAGGAAAUCGAUGGGCAAAGUGAUUUCAAAACGAGCAGCUGUGACAAAAGAACAAGAAGAUGAACAGACUUCGACCAAGGAAUCUUAUGCUCUUAUUGAAGCUCAAAAAUCAAGUUUGAAAUCAUCUAAAACUAAACCCUCUGAAGUAGCAACAGAGGUUGAAUUAGAGGAUGCAUUUGAGAUGCCUCGGAAGCGCAAGAAAUCAGGACCCACAAGUUAUAAAGAUCCUGAAGUUUAUCUUACUUAUGAACAAGAUGGAGCAGCAGCCGAAAAAGGUUAUAAUCUUAAUGAAGGCACAGCUCCAUCUUUUGUUGCUCAAGCCAAUGCAUAUGGUUUUGAUUUAGGAGCUGAUGAUGAAGGAAGAUUUUCGACUACAACCGUUCAAAAAGCAUCACAAGUCAGAUGGGAUAGACGAACCAAAAAGUUUGUUAAAUCUAAUCAAGGAGGAACUGAUAAUGUGAAAUUAGUAAAGACUGAAAGUGGAGCGAAAUUACCAGCUAGUUUUAAGAGUGGAGUUUUUGAUGAUUGGCAAAAGAAAGAAAAAGUUAGGAUUCCAAAUGUAGGAGAAACUGAAAUGAAAGGACGAAACCAAAUGGAUUAUCGACCUACUCAUACGGUUACUCGAGGAGGGAUUGGAGGAGGAGCACAUUUGAAAGGCAAAAAAGGUAAAGGUAGACCAGGUCAAUCGAUUAGGAAUGCAGGAUUGAAGAAUGUAGAACAGAUUCGAAAAGAAAGGGAUAUGAAAGAUCGUAGAAAACAAAGAAGUAAUCAACCUUCUCGAAAGAAAAGAUGA